AUGAAAUGUAACCCAACCCAAGACAAAACCAAAACCUGUUUUGGUUGACGAUUGUACACUUCCCGUUUUAUCUAGGAUUAACGACCAACCAACCAAACCAACCAUAUCUUCCUCUAGUUUCAACUUCCGCUGGUUUCUCUUCAGUCAUGGCUUCUUUACCUUACAGAACCAUCCCAAAUACAAACCUCUCUUCAUCCAAACACUCCAUACCCACAGAAAGCCAAAAACAAUCACAAGCCCAUUUCCCAAAGCUUCAACAAAAUGCCGCCCACAAUCAAACUAUGUCAAACUCUUACUUCAAUCAAAUGUCCACUCUCUCCAAACAGAGCAAAAUUCAAGAAGCUGUAGACUUACUCAUCCAAAUGGACCUAAAAAACAUUCACAUUGGCCCCGAAAUCUACGGUGAGCUUCUCCAGGCGUGUGUCUGCAACCGAUCUCUCCAAACCGGUAAGCAAAUCCACGCUCGGAUAAUCAAGAAAGGUGAGAUCUUUGCGAGAAAUGAGUACAUUGAAACCAAGCUGGUCAUAUUCUACGCGAAAUGUGACGCAGCGAAAGCUUCGAAUCGUCUGUUUAAGAGAGUGAGGUUGAAAAAUGUGUUUUCUUGGGCUGCAGUCAUUGGACUAAAUUGUAGGUUGGGUUUAUACAAAGAGGCAUUGCUAGGUUUUAUGGAGAUGCAUGAAGAUGGGUUGUUUCCUGAUAAUUUUGUUGUUCCGAAUGUGUUGAAGGCUUGCGGGGCGGUAGAGUGGAUUGGUGUUGGGAGAGCAGUUCAUGGAUAUGUGGUUAAGACGGGUUGCAAUGCUUGUGUGUUUGUUGCUAGUAGUCUUGUGGAUAUGUAUGGAAAAUGUGGGGCUGUGGAUGAAGCGAGGAUGGUGUUUGAUGGAAUGGUUGAGAGGAAUGUGAUCACUUGGAAUUCGAUGAUCGUGAGUUAUGUGCAGAAUGGAUUGAAUGAGGAAGCUAUUAGUGUGUUUUGUGAUAUGAGGGAGGAAGGUGUUGAGCCUACUCAUGUGACGGUAUCUAGCUAUCUUUCUGCUUCGGCUAAUUUAGGUGUGGUAGAGGAAGGUAAGCAGGGACAUGCAUUGGCAGUUGUGAGUGGAUUGGAGCUGAAUACCAUAUUGGGGAGUUCUAUUAUAAAUUUUUAUUCUAAGGUAGGUAUGAUUGAGGAUGCUGAAAUAGUAUUUAGUAGGAUGCAUGAGAAAGAUGUGGUUACAUGGAAUUUGCUUAUAUCAGGGUAUGUGCAAACUGGGGAGGUUGGUAAAGCUCUUGAAAUGUGCCGCUUGAUGAGGCUAGAAAACUUAAGGUUUGAUUCUGUUACUCUUGCAUCCCUAAUGUCUGCUUUUGCAGAUACUAGAAACUUGAACUUGGGCAAGGAGGCGCACUGUUAUUGUAUAAGGAACAACCUUGAGGAUGAUGUGGUUGUUGCAAGUAGCAUUGUAGACUUGUAUGCCAAAUGUGAUAAAAUUGAUUAUGCAAGACGAACUUUCGAAUCUGCAACAACUGGAGAUCUUGUACUGUGGAACACACUGUUGGCGGCUUAUGCAGGAUUGGGA
This is a messenger RNA of Argentina anserina (silverweed cinquefoil), 1547 nucleotides long. Its product is annotated as pentatricopeptide repeat-containing protein At5g55740, chloroplastic-like. The annotation marks the transcript as partial. Gene Ontology annotation, molecular function: protein binding. NCBI's taxonomy places the organism in Eukaryota, Viridiplantae, Streptophyta, Magnoliopsida, Rosales, Rosaceae. The transcript has a single exon. The record is from RefSeq and is a predicted model, not a curated record.